AUGUCUAACUUGGGAGCGGCACAUGCGAACAACGAAGCAAUCCUUUACUGCUUUCCAAACAAUAAUUUGUCAUGUACCAAAAAUUUUAAACCUGACGCCGAGUACAUUUUUGUGUACAUUUUCAUUUCGGUGACAACUGUGUUCACCGUGUUUCUGAACCUGCUGGUGAUCAUCUCCAUCUCUCACUUCAAGCAACUUCACACUCCGACCAACCUGAUCAUUCUCUCUCUGGCUAUUGCUGAUCUGAUUGUGGGACUGAUUCUCAUGCCCGUACAGGGCAUCAAACUGAUUGAGCCGUGCUGGUACUUUGGAGAAGUAUUUUGCGCAAUAUUUCCUCUUAUUUUCUAUGUGGUUAUAACAGCAUCUCUUGGCAAUUUGAUUUUUAUAUCCGUGGAUCGUUACAUUGCUGUGAAUGACCCUUUGCGAUACCCAAUGAGGGUCACUACCAACAGAGCUGUUCUUUCUAUUAUUGUGAACUGGUUAUUUUCCUCUGUAUAUUGUUUUAUUAUCUUGUAUGAGUCUUUGAUCUCGCCAGAGAAAAACCACACGUGUGUUGGAGAAUGUAUACUUUAUAUUAAGUUGGGAUAUAUAAUAACAGAUGUCUUAGUUACGUUAGUGACACCUUGUUGUGUUAUCAUUUCUUUAUACAUGAAAAUCUGCUUUGUGGCAAAACAUCAGGCUGAGAAUUUAAACAUGAUCUUAGAAAAAAAGGUCAGAUCAGAAAAAAAGGCUGCCAAAUCUUUAGGUGUUGUUGUUAUGGUUUAUAUUCUGUGUUGGAUACCGUACUAUAUAGCUGCUCUUACUCUUGGGCAAGACACGGGUGAUUCUCUUGUUAUUAAUAUAAUGUAUUGGGUGAAUUGCAUGAAUUCCUGCAUGAACCCACUUAUCUAUGCUAUGUUUUAUCGAUGGUUUAGAAUAUCAGCAAAAUAUAUUGUGACUCUGAAAAUAUUGGAACCGUCAUCAGCAUAUUUCAAUCUGUUCCCAGAAGAGAAAUGA
Messenger RNA from Triplophysa rosa, 996 nucleotides. Its product is annotated as trace amine-associated receptor 13c-like. The transcript has a single exon. NCBI's taxonomy places the organism in Eukaryota, Metazoa, Chordata, Actinopteri, Cypriniformes, Nemacheilidae. Gene Ontology annotation, molecular function: trace-amine receptor activity. Gene Ontology annotation, biological process: G protein-coupled receptor signaling pathway. The record is from RefSeq and is a predicted model, not a curated record. Gene Ontology annotation, cellular component: membrane. The coding region runs from base 1 to 996 and encodes 331 amino acids.